AUGAAUAAUAACAAUUUUAUUUUUAAUAGCGGGGAUAACAACAACAAUGAUGACAGUAACUACUACUCCCAAGCAAAUAACAGUGGCCAUCUUCUACCACUUGUUCAGGGAGAUUCAAUGUCAACAUUUAAUUCAACAUCUCCCACAUCGUCUAUAUCCCCAUCCAACAACAAUACAGGUUUGAACAAUAACCAGAGUCAAGUAUCUUCGGAAUCAGUACUAUCGAAUUUUUUCCACACGACAAAUAAUUCAAAUCCCUCGCUUACAAAAUUAACCAAUCGGCAUACGACUUCAAAGAAGCCAAAACGAAAGAGAGCUACAAACAUUAGAGCAUGCGAUACUUGUGCUGCCAAAAAAGUAAAGUGUGAUGCAAACAGACCGUGUGGCCAAUGUCGGGCAAACAACCUAGACUGUACUCAUACCAGAGAACGCAAAAAAACAGGUCCAAAGACUCCUACACAAAAGGCUCUAGAAUCGAUCAAUAAUCUAACUGAAGUGAUUGAAAUAAAUGCCAAUGGGAAAAGAAGAAAUUUAUCCAGAACUGGUUCAAACAAUUCCGCCGUUACCCGAUGUUCAUCUAAUGAAUUAACUCAUGAUCGUACAGAAACAGAGAAUUCUAACCAACCCUUGUCAUCUAGAAAUUCUGCAUCGCCACCAAUAUCUACCGGAAGCUCAAUAAGACAAUUCAAUACAUCAAGGCAAAUUUCUGGGAAUAAUGGUAAUGGAGACACAAAUGAAACAAAUAAUAACAAUAACAUACAUCAACAAACCUUAGAACAACUACAAGGAAAAUUGUCUAUAAACGAUACAAGUACUACAAAAAGCGGAAAAUUUGCAGCUUCUAUACCUUCUGCUACAACUAUUGAAGAUUAUAUUGUCACUCCUUUUCAUCUUAUGGAGAAUAUAAAUCUAAUUGGGGAAGAACCAUCAAUUCAUGAACUAGUUAGACCGUUGACUGUUGAUUCAGUUAUUUUGAAUUAUGGUCGAUUAGUUGAAUUUUUAGUGUCCAAUUAUCCAGAUUCAGGGGACGGCAAUUAUCAAAACAAUCCACGUUACCAAGAAUUAAACCUUAUUAAUCAUCACGAUAAUUCUUUAUACCUAUCUACAUUGUUAAUAAUCCUAACUUUGAAUCAAAUUAUUGCUGAAGUUCUUAUCAAAUUGAAAAAACAAAAAUUCAAGAAAUUUGUUCGAUAUCCUAAAAAGUACUUAUUGUCCCGACCAUUUAAGAACUUCAAAAAUUUGUGUCAUUUUAAAGUGUUAGAGAUAUUUACAUUGAUUGAGAAAAAUUUUAUUGUUCCACCGGUAAUUCCCCAAAAUAGGGCACACAGACCUAGUUUUGCUAGUAGCAACAAUACUGGUAGUAAUGAAGUGCAUACCUCCACAAUUGUCACCAACAAUCACAACAACAACAAUAAUAAUGGACAAACCCAUUCAUUUAUGCACUUGACUCAUUACCAGAUAUAUUAUAAUUUGUCGUUGUCAAGUAUUCAAUUAUGUAACUAUUACCAUAUCUUGAAUUUAACCAACACUUUAAAUUAUACAAAUCUGAAUGAGUAUAAUUACGGAAACGAAGCGCAAGAACACCAAAAAAUUUUGUACAUGCACCGAGCAAUUACUUAUUUUCAAUUAAUAAAUUUUAGAAAUAGUGACGUAAUAGACCUUGUUCAGGAGUUAUAUGAGUUAUUAUACAGUUGUGAGCGGUAUUAUGUUGUUAUGUCGUCACAUAAUUAUAACAUCAAUGUAACAAGAAACAAUGACAUUAUUUUGCAAUUACGUUCAAACAAGUACAAAGGUACAAAUUAUACCUACGAAUUGAUGAGAUUCUUAGAUUCAAAACAAAUGAUUGAUGAAUUAUGUUAUAAAUCCAAUUUCAAUGUUUUAUUAAAUUAUACAAAACCAGUUUCUGGUUAUUUUGAAUUGAAAACAGCGAUCGACAAACUAAAUGCAAUUGAGCCAAUACACAAAAUAAUCCAUAAUAUUGUAUUGUUUAAAUUGUUACUCAUUAAACCAUUGAAUUUUGUCGAAACUAAGCAUGAGAUUGUUACAAUUAUUAGAAACUUGAAUUUGCUAUUAGAAGAGAAUGACAGUGAUACUUUUAAAGUAAAAAUUUCCAAUUAUCAAAUAAUACAACCAAUGUUACAUUGCUUAAAGAGUUUUCUUGAAAUUAAACAAGUUGAAGUCAAAAUUGGUACUCCACAAUUAGAUUUGCUGGACCAAGUUUUGUUAGUUCAAUUUAGUGAAAAUUUGAUUUUACAUUUCCCAUUUUUCAAUAAUAUCAAUAAAUUGAUUAGAGCACAUAAAAUUUUGAAUAACUGGUUCCUCAAUUUGAGUGAAAUUAAGAAAGAUGAAUUGGAGGUACAAAAUGAAAAGAGUCAACAACAGCCCAAACCUCAGCUGUUCGAACAACCGAUUGAGCCACCACCACAACAGCAGACACAAGAACAGCAACAACUGGCACUGCAUAAUUUGGAAAAUGAUUUACAGAACCAAAUAUUUACUCCGACUUCCAAUAGUUUUCUGAUGAAUAUCCCAAUGCACAAUGCGGUUCUGCAAAUGUCGCCCAAUUUAAGCCAGGUAUCUCUGCAACAGAAAAUUGCCAGCCAGAUAAAUUUGAAUGAAUUAUUAAGAGAUCUUAAUGGCACACCGUCAUCAACUACAGAUUUUAUUAAUCAAUACAGCACUUAUAAUAUUCCUGACAACUUGGUGAAUGCAAUUUCAAAUUCAAUAACUCAACAUCAAGCAGAUGACGAAGAAGAGGAAGUGAUAGAUAAUGAUGAUGAAGACGACGACGACGACAACGAUCAAGACCAAUUCUUUUCCAUUGUGCCUCAAAAUCAACAUGGCCACAAAUUUGCCAAUCUCCAAACCCCUCAGCCAGUUUCCAAUUUGGGUUCCAGUGGGGUACGGUUAAAUAAUGGUUCAGUUUCAACUGCAACACCACCAGGCGCUACUAGUAGCGGUGGUGGCAACAAUACUGGCAGCUUCCUUUCAUUAUUCAAUGCUACUAAUUUUGUGGAUGACCAAACUGAUGGUACUAAUGGUGCUGCUGGUAUGGGAAAUAGUUUUUUCAACUUGUAUCAGUUGAAUAAUUUACCCGAAAAGUAA
Messenger RNA from Candida dubliniensis CD36, 3105 nucleotides. RefSeq names its product Zn(II)2Cys6 transcription factor domain-containing protein. Lineage: Eukaryota; Fungi; Ascomycota; Pichiomycetes; Serinales; Debaryomycetaceae. The transcript has a single exon. Gene Ontology annotation, biological process: regulation of DNA-templated transcription. The record is from RefSeq and is a predicted model, not a curated record. The coding region runs from base 1 to 3105 and encodes 1034 amino acids. Gene Ontology annotation, molecular function: DNA-binding transcription factor activity, RNA polymerase II-specific; zinc ion binding.